Molecule: messenger RNA, 1413 nt
Organism: Annulohypoxylon truncatum
Lineage: Eukaryota; Fungi; Ascomycota; Sordariomycetes; Xylariales; Hypoxylaceae
Exons: 6
Coding region: 1-1413 (470 amino acids)
Biological process (GO): regulation of transcription by RNA polymerase II
Molecular function (GO): zinc ion binding; DNA-binding transcription activator activity, RNA polymerase II-specific
Source: RefSeq, a predicted model, not a curated record
AUGGCUGAAUCAGCUCCGACAACCCAGCGUCAGCGUCAACGCAAAUUCCAUCGAAGAUCGAGAAAUGGCUGUUCCACGUGCAAGGCUAAACACAUCCGGUGCGACGAGCGAAGACCUCUUUGCACAUAUUGUCUUCGACAUGGUGGAGAAUGUGGUUAUCCGGACGGAGACGCUGAAUCCAAUACUACGGAGGCCGAGUGCAGAUCCGGAUCGAGGGAGCCUCACGAGUCUACCGAGCCAUAUCUACACCUGGUAGACGCUACCCCGAAAGACCCAUUCUUAGGGACUUCGUACGACGUACCCCACAGGUCGCGAUCGCUAUUUCAGCUCUUCACAAAUACGAAGGUAUUAUACACCACUCGCGUCGAAAGAGAUGCCAAUUCGUUUAUCGUCCACAAAGCCUUGUCACAUCCGGGAUUCCUCCACGCUGCGCUGUUGAUGACAGCCCUGCACUGGGCUUGGUCCACCGGCGAUGUUGAGCAUUUCCGAGUCCCUUACCUCUACCACAAGCUGCAGGCAAUACGAUUUGUGACCGAUCAGCUAAGGCAUCCGGAAGCCGCUGUCCACGAUGGCACGAUUGCUGCCGUUUCGACCCUCGCUUUGGUCGAGAAUUCCUUGGGGUCCGUUGAUGCUGUCUCAUCUCAUUUACGGGGGCUUGCGAAAAUAAAGGAGUUGCAGGGCGAAGAUAGACGGCCCAAGAAGAUGGGCCUACUCCAACGAAUGAUCUUAAUGGCAGCAAGAAGCGUCUCUAGUCGUCCCGUUUGGGACAUCCUUGACAUUAGUAGAACGGACUUCGUGCAUCAGUCAAUGAUCAUAUCGCUGCUCCGAGUUGCACUUCGGCCGAUCUAUAGUCUGUACAUACUAGGUGACUCGCACGAUUCAAGAGAGCCGCUCUCCGAAAUCCUAGCGAGAAAAGUUCCCCAUCCUCGGGCGAGCGACAGCAACGUCCUAAGCCCCCUCAGAUCAGUGGACUCCAGUAGGUCGGGGUUUAUAGCUUGUUACUUCUACCUCUACGUGAUCAUGCGAGAAGGCUGCGUCGAUUCCUUCAUACUUAGCUGGUUCAUCGAGCAAUUACUGGCAGAUGUCUGCCGCACAGAGGUGCCGAUGCAGAAAGGGCAAUACAGCCCGUCUCUCUGGUUUUGGUCUGUCAUGUUUGGGGCAUGUGCCACGAUGGCUGCUAAGGCGAGUGACGAACUCGAAGCGUGUCAGAUGAAGGUGAUGCAAGACGUGUACCUUGACAAGAUAAAGCUCGUGAGCCAAAUGUUAAGGAUAAAGAACUGGGAGGCUGCCAAGUCGAUCCUGAUGCUCUUCGCUUGGGAGGAUGACUUUGAUGGGGAGAUGGAGUUGAGGGCUGUAUGGGAACAAGCAGUCUGGGAAGACGAGGGGAGACGCCUUGAAUGGCACGGCGCAUGA